Messenger RNA from Alexandromys fortis (reed vole), 4155 nucleotides. Its product is annotated as protein FAM209-like. The transcript is spliced from 2 exons. The record is from RefSeq and is a predicted model, not a curated record. The coding region runs from base 3577 to 4089 and encodes 170 amino acids. Lineage: Eukaryota; Metazoa; Chordata; Mammalia; Rodentia; Cricetidae.
UGUGUGGUCACUCGCCACGAGGUGUGUGGGUCCCAGGGAGGGUGAGGAGCCUUGCAGCGUAACCACAGCCUCCCACAGGCUGUACCUAUUGCUUAGCCUGGCGACUCUGCUUAUUACAUUGAAGUCAGCUCGUUUUCUAAAAUUGUAAUUGGUCAAGGAAGUAAUGACACUGAGUUUAGCUUAGGACAGACUUCCAGCUGUCAGCCCUUGCUCCUGGUGGCUUCUUCUGAUACGAGGACAUCAAAGGGGAGAAUCCAGACACCUGACUGAGUAGUACACAAUAAAGCCCUUUCCUCUCGUCUCCUUUCUCCUCCUCUUCCUCUUCUAUCUUGGUAAGAAAAUGACAGCCAUCAGAGUGACAGACAGGAAUGACACCUUUUCCACCUUCACAGUUGUCGUUGGAGCCUCUAUGAGACUGCUCACGGGAGCAGGGUAGAACUGUGCCUGUGCUGGGCAGAUGCCUCACUCAGUAGAUAAGCACUUGCCACACACACUUGGGAACUAAAGUUUGGAUCCCCAGAACCUUAAGUAGGUGAGCACCGUGGCCUGUGGUCCCAGCCUUUGUAUGGCAGAGAUGGGCCCACAGGCAAGGUGCCCACAGGCUCAGGGUUGAGGGAGAACCUGUCUCGGUAACCAGAAUGCAGUGCAGCUAAGAUGCCCAGUGUCAGCCUUGGGCCUCAGUGCUGAUGUGGGGUUCCCCCUGUAUGCUGUAUGCCUGCAAGCGUGCAAACUACAGAAACCCUAAAGCCCCUACUCCCAAACCAAGCGAGGUAGCACUCUGUAAUGGAAGCCCUCAGGCUGAGGCAGGAAGGUCACUGAGAUGUCAAAGCUGGCCUAGGUUACUUAGCAAGAUCUUGCCUUAGGAAACAACCCAAAGACUAGCACCUACCUGCCCCCUGGCCCGGAGGACACUUGAGGUUCGUUCUGGGACAGUGUUAGGAGGGUGUAAACGUGGGCAAACAGGACAGGCUGUGAAAUGGACAUUGGCAAAGAGAACCUGGGAUGUGUGACCUUCAUACUUGGAAACUAAACUAAAGAUUGUAGAAAUACUUGGGAGGUUUUGGAUUUUGUUUUUGAGAGAGGGCCUCACCUUAGAUCUGAGCUGACUGACCUCACACUGAAAAUCUUCCCGACUCAGCAUCCCAAUUGCUGGAUUACAGCAUAUAUCUAACGUGAGGUUUUCACUGAGAAUUAACCUGGCCUGAGCAUGUGGCUCAUGAGGUAGAGUGUCUGCUGGGCACACGCAAAGCCCUGGGUUCCAGCCCCAGCACCUAAUAAUCUAGGUCUGACAGGCACCUGUCGUUCAGCAUUUGGAAGGUGCAGGCAGGUGAAUGAGAAGUUCGAGGCUAUCCCUAGCAAGUUUUAUGCAAGCCUGGAAUACAUGAUACCAUGUCUUAAAAAAUAAUGAAUUUUUAUUGUGUGCUUUUCCCAAACAAAGCUGAAUUAGCCGUUUUAUUUCUCUGAAUUAUUUGUAGUACAGUGAAAAACUAUUUUAGAGGGUUUUUUCCUGUUAAAUUCUCAUAACAGGGCUGGAGAGAUGGCUUGGAGGUUAAGAGCACUGGCCACUCUCCCAGUGGUCCUGAGUUCAAUUCCCAACAACCACAUGAUAGCUCAUAACCUCUAUGAGAUCUGGUGCCCUUUUCUGGCCUUGCGGACAUACAUGCAGGCAGAACACUGUAUGCAUAAUUAAUCUUUUUUAAAAAAAAUUCUCAUAACAUUCUCAUCAUUUGACUAGGGUUUUUUGUUUUGUUUUUGUUUUUUAUCAAAAGUGGGCUUUUGAUAAAAAGAGGAAGCAGUGUCAUUGAAGUAACAUUUUUCUCUUAUUUUCUCUUAUUGUAUCUUUACAAAGAAAACAGCCCUUUACACCGCGUUUUAUUAAUUACAGCCUUUAAGCUGUUUGAUGACUUUUGAAAACCACUUUUGCAUUUCUCAGCCUUGAAACUUUGGUGUCUCCAGGCCUCUAGCCUCAGAACUUUCCACGGAUUUCUUCCUGGGUUCUGUGGCUCCUCCCUUGUCCUGCCCCAGAGGGGACCCUUGAGGUCCCAUCCCAGCCUGUGUGGUUAGGACAGGCAUGGCCUCCCUGAGGGCAAGAUGAGCUCCCCUGUGUGAGAAGCCCUGCUGCACCAGACUGAAGAGCCAGCCCCUCCCUGGGACCCUGGAGCUGAGUUCCACCCUCAGCUCCACCCACCACCCUAGUCCAGGACCUUUGCUGCCUGCCUGGCCUUCCCCUGGUCCUGUGAACACAAUGAGGGAAAGGGAAUUCUGGGAUUCCUCCCCGCAGGUACAUGUCAAGGUUUCCAGAUAGCUGAAAUCCAGCGUGCCAGCCAUGGUGAGCCAUGUCGUAUGGAGCCCAUCUGGUGCAAAUCAAGCCUAUCUUCCCAUAAGCUAUCACCAAACAGCUACCAAAUGCCAGAGCUGACUUCAGAAGCAGGCCCUGCAGACAUGAAUACCUCACCCCUGCAAAACCUUCACCACAGUGGUUUUCCAGGUCUUGCUCAGGGCCUGCCAAGGCGUAGCCUCCAAACAGGCAGCACUGAACCCCUGGCCCACAGCUGUAAGCGCCAGGGCCAUCUACUCCUGAAGACGCUUAUAGCUAUAAGGAUAGGAGCUCCAGGAGCAUGCAGCCUAGUUCCUAACACAGCAAUAGGGCCUGCAUCUCUCUCCAAACCUGAACUGGUAGGAGUCCCACAGAAGCCACAGCUGGGCCCUAGGGGAAUGUCCCUGUGGCUCACUUAGCCCCUUGACAGAUGAGCCUAUAGAACCUGUGUCAUGGUUGGAGACAGCGAGAAUGUGAGCAGAGAGUCACCGUGUGUGUGUGUGUGUGUGUGUGUGUGUGUGUGUGUGUGUAUGCGUGCACAUGCAUACACACAGGCGCAUAUGUGAGUACAUGGAGACCAGAGGUCAGCCUUGGGUACUGUCCCUCAGAUGUGGUCCACUUGGAUCAUCUCUCACUGGCCCAGAACUCCGCAAGCACUUAGACUGGGUGGCCAGCAAGCCCCGGCUUGUCCUGUCCCUGCCUCCCCAGCCCUGCAAUGGUAAGUGCACCCCGGCACCCAGCUUUCUUAUCUGGGUGCUAAACUGGGCCCUUAUGGUAAUGUAGCAAACACUUCACCACUGAGCCAUCUCCCAGCCCCUUGGGUGACAGUCAUAAUGCCGAUGGUGCAGGCCAAAGGAAAAAUUCAUGACCCCUAACUAGCAGUUGCGGCUAGUUAUUGUUUCUUACUGGACCCAGCUCCGUGGCGCACAUUGUAUCCGCUGCCCACCACAAUAUCUGGAUCUAAAUGUAACAAAAAAUAGAUGAUGGUCUCUCCUAACAGUGUGCCAAGCUCAGGAAGAAAAAAAAAACAUUCUGGCAAGGAGACAGCUUCCUUGUCUUCUAGAAGUUUCUCCUCCCUGGAAGUCCCGCCAGGCAGGUUACUUGCCAUGAACCUCAGUCUUCUCAAGCUGAAGGCAUCACAAUGGCUGGGUUGGUCAGCUCUGUGACAUCACCAGGGCCCAACGCUAGGUGCCCAGUCUCUGUGGCACCACGGCAGACAGACCCACCAUGAGCUGUUUUCCGCCCAGCCUCUGCUCACCAUGCGGACGCUGAGAUGGUUCCUGUUUCUGCCUCUGUGCAUCUCUUGCACCUGCGCCUUCAUAUUCUCUUCGCUGAGGGAGAAAGCCAAAGAAAGCCCAGGGAAGGUGCCUUGUGGAGGACAUUUCCGGGUUAGACAGAAUCUUCCAGAGUACUCCCAAAGCUGGCUUGGGAGCAAAUGGCUCUGGCUUUUCUUCGCCAUUAUGGUAUAUGUGGUGCUGAAAUUUCGAGGAGACAGUGAGAAGGAUAAGGAACAGAAUCCUACUGGCCUUCGAAGCUGUAAAUUUCGCUCUCCACCGAAGAAAAAUCAAAGUAUUUCCCCCAGCAAAGAUUUCACUUUCAAUACUUUAACCCAGCUCGAGAUAGAACUGGUGAAAUUUGUGUCCAAGGUGCGGAAUCUUAAAGUCUCCUUGGCAGCCAGCAGCAGCUCCAGGCUGCAUGGCCCAGAGAUGUCCAUGGACCCGCGCGAUAACGUCACGAUAUAUGAGAUAUGGGGAGAGGAGGACUCUGAGUGAGUGAAUGGGACUUUUAUCAAAGUGUGAGAGAAGAUAAGCCAUGUGUUGGCACUGUAUCCAAAUAAU